Messenger RNA from Sinocyclocheilus grahami, 1836 nucleotides. It is a transcript of the gene ncf4, whose product is annotated as neutrophil cytosolic factor 4. The transcript is spliced from 9 exons. Bases 337 to 1425 code for a protein of 362 amino acids. Lineage: Eukaryota; Metazoa; Chordata; Actinopteri; Cypriniformes; Cyprinidae. Gene Ontology annotation, cellular component: cytoplasm; NADPH oxidase complex. The record is from RefSeq and is a predicted model, not a curated record. Gene Ontology annotation, molecular function: phosphatidylinositol binding; protein binding; superoxide-generating NADPH oxidase activator activity. Gene Ontology annotation, biological process: phagocytosis; respiratory burst; superoxide anion generation.
AGUGGGCGUUACAGAGGUCGCGUUCUUGCAUGAUGCAUCUCUUGGACUUUGCGUCGCGUCUCGCUGAGCGUUUUUAAACAAUCAAGUAAAAAGAACAUUUCAAAUUUGUUUCCACUUGAAACAUUUCAGUAGCAUGUUUCGAACCGCUUAACGACGUGCUAGUAUGUAAACAUCUCAUACUAAAGUCCCCCACCGGGACUCUUUCAGUUCCCCUUUAAACAACUUUAAACCCGCCUCAGAAAACCACCAGCAGCUUCACUUCCACUUUACGGAACUAAACUCUGUCUGUCUCUGUCUGUGAGCGUCUGAAGAGCUCUGAAUCCCGCAUCAUCCAGCAUGUCUCUCCCGCAACAGCUGCGCGAUGAAAGUGAUUUCGACCAGCUUCCAGACAACAUCCCGGUCACUGCAACCAUUGCUGAUAUUGAGGAGAAGAAAGGUUUCAUUGUUUACUGUAGGUUCGUGAUUGAGGUGAAGACCAAAGGCAACAGUAAAUACCUGAUCUACAGAAGGUAUCGUCAGUUCUUCACUCUGCACCAGAGUUUGGAGCUUAAAUACUCAGCUGAAGCCCAGCCGGGAUACUACAUCUGCCAACUACCUACUCUGCCAGGUAAGGUGUUUAUGGGAAACAAAAAGGAGAUCGCAGAGAGCAGAAUCCCAGAGCUCAACAAUUACAUGAAGAGGUUGCUUUGUCUGCCUACCUGGGUACUCUUGGACGAUCUGAUACGGAUGUUUUUCUACCAGACCGAGUUGGAUAGCCAACAGGUCCCCCGGGCCCUGCGCCGCCUGCGGCCCCCCACACGCAAAGUGUAUGAGCCUACCCACAAUCUCUCAUUUCUCCUUCCAGCACUUCACUGCAUACUUUUACAGGAUCCUGCUGCGGUGUUUGACUUCAGCAGCAGCGGACGCCUGGAGCUCAGUCUGAAGGCUGGAGAUGUGAUCUUCCUCCUGCGGAGAGUCAACGCAGACUGGCUGGAGGGCACAGUGAGGGACAAAACUGGAAUCUUUCCCGAGUCGUUCGUGAACAUUAUUAAACCUCUUCCCGAGAGUGACUCUGACGAAGAGGGCGGAGCUUCCAAGAGUGGGAAUCGUGCUCCGAGUUCCUACAGCUGCCUGCGCUGCUAUCUGCUGCAGCCAGAGGGCAUCGACACAAGGGACAUUUGUGUUGAGGAAGAUCUCUCCAUUCAGCCGUCUUACAAAGAUCUGCUUUCCCAAAUGAGGGGUAUCUUUCAAGUGGAAGAUAUUGCUUUGAACUACCGGGACCCCGAGGGUGAUCUGAUACGGAUAUUAGACGAUGAAGACAUCGCUCUCAUGGUGCAAGAGAGCAAACAGACGGGGUCAAAGGUCAAACGACCCGUGAAUCAGUUUCCCUGGGAGCUGCUGGUCACGCAUGCCAAAGAUCUGACCGUCUACAACACCGAGUAUUAAAACCAGCGCUUUUCUGGACCUCGACAUGUUCCUCGUCAUUUGCACAUUGAUUGUUAGUUUAAUUGGUUUUCAAAUUGAAAACAAUUUUUAGUUAUUAAAGGGAUAGUUCACCCAAAAAUGACAAUUGUGUCAUUAUUUACGCACCCUUGAAUCGUUCAUGACUUUUGAGGCAGAAUCAGUUGGUCCAGUUCACAAAAUCGGUCUGACUGAUUCGUUUAUGAAUCAAAGUGAUUCGGUUCUCAGUUAACUGAUUCACUGAUUCACUGAUUCAUUGAUCUGGUAACAACGGAUCACAGAUCUCGGAAGGGAAGAUAAUCAGUGAAUAAUAACACUUCAUUGUCCAAAACAUUCUUAAAUGCCCUCAGACCAGUGUUAUCAUUAAUAUACUAUUAUAUUGUUUAGAGAGAGAGA